GGCUAAUGUGGUUGUAAUAGGCUUGACACUGUCUUCCGUGACCAAUUCCUGUUAAAAUGGCCCGUCUACCACCAUUUAAAAUUGCAGUUGUUUCUACUGUUUUGUUCUGCGUGUGUACGAAUUUUGUAUGUUGUAAUAACGGCAGAAGGGUUGGUGAUGCCUUAGACACUGAGUUCAGUGGUUUCUCUGUGCCUCUAGAACACUCAUUCGAAGUUGAUGAUGUUGCAAAGUUUCGAGUACGCGGAGCACUGGUGCUGAAAGCUGGAAGGGAGCCCAGUGUCUCACUGAGUCAGAACCAGCUAUCAGAGGAAGACAGAACCAAACUGAAGGAAGUGGCUGCGGUGGACGGUCUGUACAGAAUCAGAGUGCCUCGUGUUUUCCUGCAGGCAGACAGACUGACAGAGCGCCAGAUGGAAGGUUACCUCACAGCGUUUGUCAGAGCUUGUGCCAUGGUUGAGUCCCAUCUGAGCGAUGCAAUCACCCUCCACACUGAUGUCUCUGGGUAUCUCAUCAGUGUCUCUAUAGUGACAGUACCUGGGGCCUGUAGGGGCACUGAGGUCGAGGAUGAAGUCGAUCUUGAGGUUUUCAACACCACGCUCCGUGUCAUGGCACCUGUUAAUGCACCUGGACCGGAGACGGCUUUGUUCCUUGAACGAAUGGAGCAGGAAUCUGAGAAGAAAGCCAAGAAUCCACAAGAGCAGAAAUCGUUCUUUGCUAAAUAUUGGAUGUACAUCGUUCCUCUCGUUCUCUUCUUGAUGAUGUCUGGCGCACAGGACCAAUCAGGGGGAGGGGCCGGGGGCGGAGCCGGCAAUGGAGGUGGCCGAUGAUCAGCACACCAACAACAUUUUUUGUUUUUGUGAAGAUUUACUGAACAAUACUUCUCUUGAACAGUUUUUUAAUUGCUGUACAUAAUAAUAUUUAAGGAAAUGUCACAUACACAACUGAAACCUGUACAGUAUAGGGUAGAUAUUGUGCCCUGCAGAUGACUGCAUUCUAAAUACUAAUGUGAAAAUAAAGUAUUUAUUACUUGAAUACUCAGACUUAA
Xiphias gladius (swordfish) is the source of this 1045-nucleotide messenger RNA. It is a transcript of the gene emc10, whose product is annotated as ER membrane protein complex subunit 10. The transcript is spliced from 7 exons. Gene Ontology annotation, cellular component: EMC complex. The record is from RefSeq and is a predicted model, not a curated record. Lineage: Eukaryota; Metazoa; Chordata; Actinopteri; Istiophoriformes; Xiphiidae. The coding region runs from base 57 to 827 and encodes 256 amino acids.